Lobosporangium transversale is the source of this 1784-nucleotide messenger RNA. Its product is annotated as elongator complex protein 3. Gene Ontology annotation, cellular component: nucleus; cytoplasm; elongator holoenzyme complex. NCBI's taxonomy places the organism in Eukaryota, Fungi, Mortierellomycota, Mortierellomycetes, Mortierellales, Mortierellaceae. The record is from RefSeq and is a predicted model, not a curated record. The transcript has 7 exons. Gene Ontology annotation, biological process: tRNA wobble base 5-methoxycarbonylmethyl-2-thiouridinylation. The coding region runs from base 115 to 1764 and encodes 549 amino acids. Gene Ontology annotation, molecular function: iron-sulfur cluster binding; acyltransferase activity, transferring groups other than amino-acyl groups.
UGCCAUCUUAGAAACACUGACUCUCACUCUGCUGGCAGAGAAAUCCGACCUCAAAUUGUACAUAGUUCCUAUUCCAAUUCCCAUUCAUACAUACACCAGUAAUAGCAGUGAAGCAUGUCAACCAUUAAGAAAAAAGGCCCUUCCCAGGCUGAGAUUAUGAUCAAAGUCUGCAGUGAGAUUGUAUCAGAGUUAAUUCAAGCUCAUGAAGCAGGCAAGGAUAUUAAUCUAAACGGACUCAAGCAGCGUUACUCGCGCAAGCACAAAGCUCAGAACCAGCCUAAGCUUGUAGAUAUCAUUGCUGCUAUUCCGGAACAAUAUAAAGCUGUGCUUUUGCCCAACUUGAAAGCAAAGCCCGUCCGAACAGCUUCUGGAAUUGCUGUGGUGGCGGUCAUGUGCAAACCUCAUCGUUGCCCCCAUAUCGCUAUGACAGGAAAUAUUUGCGUGUAUUGUCCCGGAGGUCCUGAUUCAGAUUUCGAGUACUCCACACAAUCUUAUACAGGGUAUGAACCUACGAGUAUGCGUGCCAUCCGUGCCCGUUAUAACCCGUUUGAACAAUCAAGGGGACGACAAGAUCAGCUUAAGUCUCUUGGACAUAGCGUGGAUAAAGUCGAGUACAUUAUUAUGGGAGGAACAUUCAUGUCUCUACCAGAGGAUUACCGGGACUGGUUCAUCAGUAACCUACACGACUCUCUCUCAGGACAUGCCAGUAACGAUGUGGAUGAGGCUGUCAGGAUGUCGGAAGUCAGCCCCAAUAAAUGUAUUGGAAUCACGAUUGAAACCCGGCCAGACUACUGUCUAAAGCCUCAUCUAAGUCAAAUGCUGAGAUACGGCUGCACUCGUCUUGAGAUUGGUGUACAAAGUGUAUAUGAAGAUGUGGCACGCGACACAAAUCGAGGACAUACUGUCAAGGCUGUCACCGAGUCAUUCCAGCUGGCAAAAGAUGCAGGAUUUAAAGUCGUUGCUCAUAUGAUGCCCGAUCUACCUAAUGUAGGUAUGGAGCGUGAUAUGGAUCAGUUCAAAGAAUACUUUGAGAACCCGGCCUUCCGCUCUGACGGAUUAAAGCUCUAUCCCACGCUUGUUAUUCGUGGAACUGGACUCUAUGAGCUCUGGAGGACAGGGCGCUACAAGAAUUACACACCUAACUCUCUCGUGGAUCUUGUUGCAAGGAUCUUGGCGCUUGUUCCACCGUGGACUCGUGUUUACAGAGUGCAGCGUGAUAUUCCCAUGCCCUUAGUCACGUCUGGAGUAGAGCAUGGCAACCUAAGAGAGCUGGCAUUGCAGAGGAUGAAGGACUUGGGGACUGAAUGUAGAGAUGUCCGUACAAGGGAGGUAGGUAUUGUUGAUAUCCACAACAAAGUCAAGCCCGAUCAAGUAGAGUUGAUCCGCCGUGAUUAUACUGCUAAUGGAGGGUGGGAAACCUUUUUGAGUUAUGAGGAUCCAGAACAGGACAUUUUGAUUGGAUUGUUGAGACUGAGGAAGUGUUCGCCUUUGGCCUUCCGUCCGGAGUUGACCAAAGCAGGACCCACUUCUAUUGUUCGAGAGCUGCAUGUCUAUGGAUCUGUGGUACCUGUGCAUUCAAGAGACCCCUCAAAAUUCCAACAUCAAGGCUAUGGUACUCUUUUGAUGGAGGAGGCCGAGAGGAUUGCAAGGGAAGAGCACGGAAGCGUCAAACUGAGCGUCAUCAGUGGCGUGGGAGUACGAAACUACUAUGCCAAGCUUGGAUAUACUCUUGACGGCCCUUAUAUGUCCAAGAUGUUGGUGUAGUUUGACGAGGCAUCCCUACC